Molecule: messenger RNA, 278 nt
Organism: Racocetra persica
Lineage: Eukaryota; Fungi; Glomeromycota; Glomeromycetes; Diversisporales; Gigasporaceae
Source: the annotation of a GenBank genome assembly
AAGCAGGAUUCCCAGAAGGAGUUGUUAAUGUUUUGAACGGCUAUGGUUCUACAACUGGUGCAGCAAUCGCUAAACAUAUGAAAAUUGAUAAACUCUCUUUUACUGGAUCAAAUGCAACAGGAAGAUUUCUAUUAAAAGCAGCCAGUGAAAGUAACUUGAAAAAUGUAACGCUCGAAUUAGGUGGAAAAUCACCAAACAUAAUUUUCGCAGAUGCAGACCUUGAUGAAGCUGUUAAAUGGGCUCAUAUGGGAAUAUUUUUAUCACGGACAAUGUUGUAG